This is a messenger RNA of Aspergillus alliaceus, 861 nucleotides long. RefSeq lists its product as uncharacterized. The coding region runs from base 1 to 861 and encodes 286 amino acids. The transcript is spliced from 5 exons. The record is from RefSeq and is a predicted model, not a curated record. Lineage: Eukaryota; Fungi; Ascomycota; Eurotiomycetes; Eurotiales; Aspergillaceae.
AUGUUAGGAACCAGGAUUAUCAAUCACCUCGCAAAGCUCGUUCCCCCGUUACAGUUAAUAUCCAUUGCUGGAACCCGAAGGUUUGAACAAAGCUUUACCGGGGUCGACGUGUUGAUGCUCAUUUCAUACGCAUCGAUCCAAAUCGAGUACCGGUCUGAGGCACAUAAAAACGCAAUAAGAGCAGCUCACCGCAGUAGCGUCUCUAACAUAUCCUAUUCCUCCCUUGUCUUCGGCGGGAACUUCGAGAAAACCAGCUUUUGUCAUGUCAUGGGCGCCCAUCUCGCAACGGAGACCGACCUAGCGACAGAACUCCCUCGCCCUAUAGCCCUAUUGACCUACAUCGCUAUUUGCGAGGGACUUUACUCCGACUUAUUCUCGAUCUACCUGGCUUUGUUUGACCAACGGAAUCUGGUCGAGGAGAUUACAAUCCCGCAGUCAGGGUCCGGGCUGGGUAUCGCGUGGGCUAAACGCAAUGGGAUUGGCGAAGCUACCGCAAAUAUGAUAGUGUCAUAUACGGCAGGCCCGGAGAUAUUACGAUUUUUGAACCAGGUGGUGCUUUUGUCUAGGCCUGAGGUGAUGUCUCUAGGGGAAACUGUUCGGCUUCUGGGAAGGGCUGUUGGAAAAAGUAGCCGAUUCGGGAGAUCUCGCCGGACGAAUGUGCUCCUUUGCCGCAAGUUAGGGGAGUAUACGUCAUGUUGGGAGACAUUCAGGAGGAGUGAGGCGGCUGUGGUGUUGCUAUUGCUAGGGGAGAUAUUAGCUAGGGAGCUGGAGCGAUUUGAAACGACUUUUAAGGGGAAUGUCGGAAAGAUACUCAGAACCUUCUCUGUCAUCGCUGUAUCGAAUGAACUUGAGGGAAUAUAA